Messenger RNA from Zingiber officinale, 1130 nucleotides. RefSeq names its product UDP-N-acetylglucosamine transferase subunit ALG13 homolog. Gene Ontology annotation, biological process: dolichol-linked oligosaccharide biosynthetic process. The coding region runs from base 345 to 881 and encodes 178 amino acids. Gene Ontology annotation, cellular component: UDP-N-acetylglucosamine transferase complex; extrinsic component of endoplasmic reticulum membrane. NCBI's taxonomy places the organism in Eukaryota, Viridiplantae, Streptophyta, Magnoliopsida, Zingiberales, Zingiberaceae. Gene Ontology annotation, molecular function: hexosyltransferase activity. The record is from RefSeq and is a predicted model, not a curated record. The transcript has 5 exons.
UACCGUACUAUUGGUCUAUUCCACCCUUCCGCUUCCGCUUCCGCUUCCUCUCCUCCUCCGGCCCUUUCGGUCGCUCGUCGGCGAGUCCGGAGCUAAAUUUUGUCUUUUGAUCUCGAUUGGAAGCGUCCUGGUGUGGUUAUUUUUUACUUUGUGCGACAGAUUUGGAUCUUCCUGGCGCAGCCUUCUCCUUUGAAUAGUUGGGAGGCAUAGGAUUAGCGAGGACACAGGAAAGUGAUGGCUCUUCUUUCUGUCUCUGCAAUAUGGGAUGAAAUUGACAUCUCUGAGAGAUUGGUCAUCUGAAGAAUAGUAAAUUGUUUGAACGAGGUUGUGUUAACUUCCUGCAAAUGGAUGGAGCAGGAAAUGGUGGCAGAAUAAGAAAAAUGGUGUUUGUAACAGUGGGAACAACAUGCUUCGAUGCUCUUGUUAAAGCCGCUGAUUCUAGACAAGUUAAAGAAGCAUUGUCAAAAAGAGGUUACACCGACCUUAUGAUCCAAAUGGGCCGAGGGUCAUAUGUCCCAUCCAAGGUUUCAGAAGAAGAUGCGCCUCUUACUGUGGAUUACUUUGCUUUCUCACCAAGCAUUGCUGACUACCUCAAAUCAGCAUCCCUUAUCAUCAGUCAUGCAGGUUCCGGGAGCAUAUUUGAGACGUUGCAAUUGGGUAAAACAUUGAUUGUUGUUGUGAAUGAGGAGCUGAUGGACAACCACCAAAGCGAGCUGGCAGAGGAACUUGCUGAGAGGAAGCACCUAUUUUACGCUCGGCCCCAGAUGCUGCAGCAGACUAUCGAAACCAUGGAUUUGGAGACUUUGGUCCCAUAUGUUCCAGGCAGUCCAAAGCCGGUGGUUGACUUGAUUAACAAGUUCCUCGGUUUCCCAGCCGAUUGAGUGUACGAUAAGCUGCUCAUAAGCUUUUCCAAACAAAAUGUUUCAGAUAGGAGGGAUUGUAAUAUGAGAAUGGAUUUGAAGUCUCUAGUUCGUUAUGCACAAGGCGAUCCUGUGCCAGUGGUUGACUGAAUGAACAAAUUCCUAUGUUUUUCAUAUCUGUGUAGAACAAGCUUCUCCAUAAGUUUUGGAAAACAAAAUCUUUCAGAUGGUAGGUUUUGUCAUAUGAAAUCCAAAGAAGUAUUGAGAUCA